Messenger RNA from Micropterus dolomieu (smallmouth bass), 736 nucleotides. RefSeq lists its product as uncharacterized. Bases 1 to 732 code for a protein of 243 amino acids. NCBI's taxonomy places the organism in Eukaryota, Metazoa, Chordata, Actinopteri, Centrarchiformes, Centrarchidae. The record is from RefSeq and is a predicted model, not a curated record. The transcript is spliced from 3 exons.
AUGACAAAUCGAGGAAGAGGAGGAGAGACCCUGCCCGGAGGAAGCCCGGGGCCCCCGUCUGGAGCCAGGCUCAGAGGGAGGGCUCGUCGGCGAGCGCCUGGUGGCCGGGUUUGCCACGGAGCCCGGCCGGGCUCAGCCCGAAGAAGCAACGUGGCACCCCCCUCUCCAUCCUUUGGACCCACCAUCCAUCGGAAGAUCCGCAGGGGUCGGGUGCGCUGCCACAUGGGUGGCAGUGAAGGUCAGGGACCUCGACGGACCAGACCCGGGCAGCAGAGGCUGGCUCUGGGGACAUGGAACGUCACCUCUCUGUGGGGGAAGGAGCCGGAACUUGUGCGGGAGAUGGAGCGCUACCAAUUAGAUCUGAUGGGGCUGACCUCCACGCACAGUCUCAGUUCUGGAACCGUACUCCUUGAUAGGGGAUGGACACUAUUCUUCUCUGGAGUUGCUCAAGGUGUGAGGCACAAGGAAACAUGGGAGAACACCGGAGGAUCAGGACAGGGAAUGAUGAUACCUGCAUCUAGGAGAGAGUCAAACACAGGUUCACUCACCCUCUUCCUCCGUUUUGUCGGCUGGGCUCACCCUCCAGUCCUCUCCUCUCCAGGCUUCCCCCACGGUGUCCUCCCUGUUCUCCCUUGCCUCCUCUCUUCCUCGGCCCCAGUGUUCCCCGGCUCUCUGGUCCCAGUCUCCCCGGCAUCCACCUCUCCCUACACUCCAUCCCUCACCCUUCAAUAAACCU